AUGAAGCAAAUUGAAUUCCCGUUUGCGUUGAGUAUGAUGAGAGGAAUGCUUAUUGGUCAGUGCAAACAAGAAACAAAAAAAUCUCACCUAACCUGCCAAAGAACUGUCAACAACGGACUUCAAACUCUUUGUGAGAUUCUAAUCGAAGAGAGUUUAGACUACGAACCAGCAAUGUGUCAGAGUGUCAGUUACAGUAAUAUCAAAGUAGUCGACACUUCUUCUCCGUGGUUUUCUGCUGUAAUCGGACUUUUCAUUGGUUUUUUGAUAGCUGUCGUCGUGGUUUUCGUCAUGAAACGUUUCAUUUUUAGUAAGAAUCGACAGAUGAUGAGCGGGGCAAGUGGGGCAUCGACUGUUUCGAAAUGA
Caenorhabditis remanei is the source of this 363-nucleotide messenger RNA. RefSeq lists its product as uncharacterized. The coding region runs from base 1 to 363 and encodes 120 amino acids. The record is from RefSeq and is a predicted model, not a curated record. The transcript has 3 exons. Lineage: Eukaryota; Metazoa; Nematoda; Chromadorea; Rhabditida; Rhabditidae.